CUUUAUCUACCCUUUUCUUCUCUUCCAGGUCAGCAAUUAUCUUACGUGAUUUCUUUUCUGAAGAUAAGGCUAAAGUCAGCACAUUAUACACACCCUCACCUUACAUUUAGGACAUUUAUGUGCAUGUCUACUUGUGAGAUAUUCACGAGACAAGUUCUCGUGAUCGAGGUGUUCCAAAGUUGCCAAAAGAGUUUAGUAUCCACAAAAGGAUGACAUGAGAGUUUGCACCGAUCAGCUGACGCACCCUCCACUCCGCAGUCCACAUAUAUAAAAUCCAUCCCGCCUGCACCGAAUGGCACGAACGCGAUCAGCCUGCCUUGAGGUUGAAUCAUCGGGAGAGAUGUUAAAUCGCGUCAACUCGGCGGCCAGGGUCGCCAUACUGCUGGCACUGCUCUGCUCUUGCUAUGCCCCCUCUUCCUGCUCUUCCUCCGACGACGCGGCCGGUGCCAGUGGCAUGGCCAUGGCGGCCCCGACUAAUCUCCUCACGCUCACGGUCGACCAAUCCGGCAAAGGCGAUUACAGGAAGAUCCAGGAUGCGAUCUCCGCCGCCCCCGCCAACAGCACCACCCGCACUGUCAUCCUGAUCAAGCCCGGAGUCUACAGCGAGAAGAUAGUCGUCCCCAGGGACAAGUCCUACUUAACACUUAUCGGCACGAGCGCCAACGCGACCGUCAUCACCUCGAACGAGAGCUGGAAGUCGACCGACACUUCCCCUACCGUAUCCGUUCUGGCCUCCGACUUCGUCGCCAGGCGCUUAACGUUCCGGAACACGUUCGGGACCAGCGCGCCGGCCAUCGCGGUGAGAGUCGCGGGAGACAGGGCGGCCUUCUACGGGUGCAGCUUCUUGUCGUUCCAAGACACGCUCCUCGACGAUGAGGGGCGUCAUUACUACUACGGGUGCUACGUCGAAGGUGGCACCGAUUUCAUCUGCGGAAACGGCCGGGCUCUCUUUGAAAAAUGUCACCUGCACUCUACGUCGCCCAACGGCGGCGCGUUCACGGCGCAGAGGGCAUCCGAGCCGGACAGCACGGGAUACAGCUUCGUCAGGUGCAAGCUGACGGGCGUCGGGGCCGGCACCUCCAUCCUGGGGCGUCCAUGGGGCCAGUACUCCCGCGUCGUGUUCGCUCUCACCGACAUGUCCGCAGCGGUGAACCCUCGAGGCUGGGACCACUGGAACAACACCAGCAAGGAGAGAACGGUGUUCUACGGGCAGUACCAAUGCUACGGCGAAGGGUCGAAAACUGAUGGCAGGGUUAAGUGGGCUCGCAACCUCUCAAAAGCCGAAGCAGCCCCCUUCAUGACCAAGGCUUGGAUUGGUGGACAGCAGUGGCUUCGGUAGAAAACAGUCGGUGGUGCGGGUUGUCAUAUAUACUUGACACAUAUGAAUGUUAUUAGUGUUCUCAUUUGAAAGGAUACAAGUUAACCGAAAAUACAUGGAUGAAUCCGGAUA
This is a messenger RNA of Hordeum vulgare subsp. vulgare (domesticated barley), 1450 nucleotides long. RefSeq names its product putative pectinesterase 11. Gene Ontology annotation, biological process: cell wall modification. The record is from RefSeq and is a predicted model, not a curated record. Bases 293 to 1339 code for a protein of 348 amino acids. Gene Ontology annotation, molecular function: pectinesterase activity. NCBI's taxonomy places the organism in Eukaryota, Viridiplantae, Streptophyta, Magnoliopsida, Poales, Poaceae. The transcript has 5 exons.